Messenger RNA from Protopterus annectens (West African lungfish), 4838 nucleotides. RefSeq names its product serine/threonine/tyrosine interacting like 2 (gene STYXL2). Gene Ontology annotation, molecular function: MAP kinase phosphatase activity; protein tyrosine/serine/threonine phosphatase activity. The transcript is spliced from 6 exons. Gene Ontology annotation, cellular component: cytoplasm. NCBI's taxonomy places the organism in Eukaryota, Metazoa, Chordata, Ceratodontiformes, Protopteridae. Gene Ontology annotation, biological process: protein dephosphorylation; negative regulation of MAPK cascade. The record is from RefSeq and is a predicted model, not a curated record. The coding region runs from base 436 to 3888 and encodes 1150 amino acids.
AAGACUGCAGGGACAAACAAAAAAGCUGAUUUUGUUUAAAGUGUCGUGUGCAUCUUAAGAAUAUUUUUCCUUAAAAGUUCGGAUUUGGUUCAACACUUCUGUGAAGAAAAAACAAAGGCAGAUGAAACAGGUGUUAAAUUUUUCAUGGUGGGAUUCUGACUCUUUAUUGCUUUUUUCCUUGUCUCUCUCUCUCUCUCUCUCUCUCUCAUAUGAAGACCUCCCUCUCAGCCCUGUAACUGCUCAAUGUUUGCGAGUGCCAGUUUGAAACCACAUUCUUGACAUAUCACAACAGCUGCAUUCAAAAUACUUGUCAGCUCAGGACUCUUGAUAAAAAAAGAACAACCCCGUCAUCUAAUAGAAAGAUUUCAGCAGCAAGGCCCACUGCUCAUAGAUUUGGUGGAUAUAUACUGACUGCUCUUCAUCAGACGUCCAAGUAUGGCAUCAGCCAAUGACAAAGAUAAUGAUCAGGUGGUACCUGAUGAGGAAGAUAAUAGUGAUGUGCGAUCAGUGCAAGCUCGAUACCUUCGUAGCCCUUCUCCCAGCAGAUUUUCAGUGAUGUCAGACACAGAUACAGAGAGCAUCUUCAUGGAGCCAAUUCAUUUGUCGUCAGCAGUAGCAGCCAAGCAGAUCAUUAAUGAAGAACUGAAAAGUAAAGACAUCAAAGUGGAAUACAUGAGCCCAGAGAUGCUGGAGUCAGCAGAGCAGUUAUUAGUGGAAGACCUGUACAAUCGUGUCAAAGAGAAAAUUGAUGAUAGCAGCAGGUUCAAUACUCCAUGCAUCAUGGACAUCCAGAGAGCACUUGUGCAGGAUAAGCUAGAAGCUCCCAUGAAUCCUGUGGAUGAGGUGUGGCCUAAUGUCUUCUUAGCAGAGAAUGCUGUGGCAGUAAACAAAGGCAGGCUGAAGAGAAUGGGCAUCACACAUGUGCUGAAUGCUGCCCACAAUACAGGUGUUUACACUGGAGCAGAGUUUUAUUCCAGCUUGGGGAUCCAGUACAUGGGUAUUGAGGUGGAUGAUUUUCCAGAUAUCGACAUCUCCAAACACUUCCGUCCAACAGCAGAAUUCAUGGAUGAAGCACUACUGACCUACAGAGGAAAAAUUCUUGUCAGUAGUGUCAUGGGAGUCAGUCGUUCUGCUACAUUUAUUACAAGUUAUCUGAUGAUCUUCCAUCACAUGACUGUCAUGGAGGCACUGAUGACCAUACGGAAGAAGCGGCCCAUAAACCCAAAUGAGGGUUUUCUGAAGCAGCUCCGAGAACUGAAUGAAUUAUUGAUGGAGGAGCGACAAGAAGAGUUCGCUUCAGAAGAGAGUGAUGAAUGUGACACCUUAAGCCAAAGUUCAGUUAUUGAUAGAAAAGCACAGUCUAUGCUAGCAGAAGAGGAAGAUACAGGAAGCAUCAUGGGAGCAAAAGUGCAUUCUAUCUCAGUGGAGGAAGAGGAUACAUCUAGCAGUCUAGGCAGCGUUUUAAGCUCAGCAGCAAAAAGGAGUGUGGCUUCAAAACGCCCCACACUCAUAGAUGAAGAUGAGGAAGAACAGUUGUAUCAGGAAUGGAGGAAACAGCAAGGACUACCGCCAAGUGAACCUGCAAACAGCAUGCAAGCCAGCAGGCUGGCAGAACUUCCUGAACAAGGCGAGGAUGAUAAUGAUUUAUACAAGAUGAUUAAGGAAUGGCAAUGCAGAAAUGCAACAUACAUGAGUGACGAUGGCGAAUCGUCAGUAGCAGGAAGGUACUCACCCAGCCAGUUCAGUGAUAUAGAAAGUGUGAGCAGCCUUGACAUUCAAAUCUUAAAGCAGCAACUAGAAGCCAGUGGAAUAAACAGGCAAGGUAGAAGAAGGUAUGAUUCUACAUCCACAGAAGACAGCAGCUGGGACAUGUGGAACCAGAGGCUUAAGGAAAUUGAAACAGAAGCAGCAGAAAGGUACAGAUCUGGUAAGGAAGAAAAUGAUAACACUAAGGUUGUUUCUGAAAAAGGAGAAAGAAAAACUGACAUUGAUGAGGAGAGUCUUUUCUCUGAUACAAGCUCUUUGUUCAAUUUCUGCAAAAAGAACAAAGAUAAACUUACUCCUCUGGAAAGGUGGAAGAUCAAAAGAAUCCAGUUUGGCUGGCACAAAAAUAAAUCUGAAUCAACUGAUGGCAGCAAAACAAAAAGUAAUGAGGACCAAGGAGAAGAGGGAGAGAAACCCAUAUCAGAAGUCAACCUGACAGCUUACCAGAACUGGAAACUGAAAAGGCAAAAGCAGUUGGGUACAGAGAACAAAGAUGAGAUUGUCGAAUUAACCAAGGGUGAAGAUGCUGCUUCAGUCAGAAGGAAACAAAGGCGUGCUGAGGUUCUAGAGCGUUCCAGACAAAAUCUAGAAGAGAGUCAGUCCCUCUGUGGAUUUGAAACAGACAGCUCGGUAAGUGGUAGCAUCCCAUUGUCUACAUUUUGGCCAAUGAUGUCUACAAGAAGUGUUGCAGAUGAUACAGUUUCUAUGCUGAGUAUGCAAAGCAACAGAUCUGCAGUUUCUCAAGCUUCUGCACUGAAUCAGACCCCAGUUCUUCCUCUGCCCAACAUUCAAGUAGGGCCUAAUGACUCAGUUUCAUUAGCCAGCAUACAAAACUGGAUUGCCAAUGUGGUUGUAGAAACAAUUGCACAAAAGCAAAAUGAAAUUAUGAUGCAGUCACGGGCAUCAUCUGUAAUGAGCAAUGGUCCAAAGUUGGAAGAAUUUGGAAGAACCACUGAGGAUGAUAAGGUUUCCAUGCUCAGUAUGCAGAGUGGUGCAUCUUACAGCAAUUCACUUCUGCAUAAGAAAAACCCAAGAGCUGAUGACACCCAUUCUGUACUUUCCUGUAAUAGUUUAUCAAGUAAUAGGUCUAAAGACUAUGGUACAAGAGAUAAAAUUCGGAGCACAAGCAAGCCACUCUAUAGUCUGUUUGCUGAUGAAGUUAAUCUUAAAGAGCUUAACAGAAAAGAAAAGGAAAUGAAGACUGAGUUUUCAGGAAAAAUGUCUGCAUACAAAAUGGAAAAAAUUGCAGCUGAUAAUAAACGAAGCACCUUAUUCAAGAAAAAGAAGGUCAGAGGUGAAGGUGAGGAUGAAAAUGAGGACAGUGCUUCCUUUUUAGAUCAUGAUAACUCUGACACAGUUUCAAAUCUUUCGGGGCACUUUUCAAGCCCUACCACUAAGAGCACAGAAAGCACAAGCAAUGUUAGUAAAUGGCUUAGUGGCUUAACAGCAGACUACACAACACCCAAAUAUGAUAAAACAGACACACUGGAUGCAAAACUAAGCAGAACAUCGGCUCUUAAACAGUCAGAUCUUGAGACACCAUCUUUCAGUUCCUCACGACUUAAUGCAAAUACUUCAAGAGGUUUCACUUCACCAUACCUAAUGAAAGACAGUGACUUACGUAUUACAUCAAGAUACUCACCUCUAACAGAAACAGAAAGAGAAGUAUUCAAUUCCCACAAAGUAAAGCCAGAAGAGUUUUCCCAUUCAACAGAUAAAAACCCUACACUCACUUCUUUCAGAAGGGCACCAGAAACAAACCAGUAUCUUGAACCAGAAUCCACUGACACUGCUACAAGUCGAAUAAGACCAUACUGUCCCAAAGAGGGUGAAAACACAGAAAAUCAAGAUUUAUCUGAAUUAGCAACAAAAAGGAAGUUUACACAAAGUUUUUCAAAAGCAGAAGAUGGAAACAGAACAAGUCCAGUUAACAGUGAGGAUAACGUUGAUAACGAAGAAGGAAGUUCCAUGCGAAGAAGAGCAUCCAGACUAAAGCCAGCAACAAUGGAAAGAAGACAGCAAGGUGAGGGUGAUGAGGAGGAGGAUGAUGAGGCUGCCAUUGCUGCAUGGAGGAAUCACCAAGAAAAAACCAGAGCAAAACUCCAACGGUUAAAAAAGGAAUAGUAACCCAGCCUCUCUGCUGAUUAGUUUAAAGACAAACUUAUACGAAGCAAGAUAAGUACUCAGCAGGAAUAAAGACAACACUUCACACUGGGAAUGUGAGGAAAACAAACAAGGAAACUCAUUAAAAUUAGCACUGAUUUUCAUAAUCACAUUCAGGAUAGAAGGAAAUCUAUACUUCUGCAGAGUGGUACUGCUGGUAAGCCUUGAAAAAUGAAAGUGAAAUGGAAGCACCUCACAAGCAGACAAUGACACAUUUUCUGUCGUUCUUAUUUACACUUAUCAAGUUGUGUCUUUUGUGUUAAGAGAUCCCAUUUUAAGAUGAAGCUCAAAGCGCUAAUACCGACGUCUCCCCAAAUUAUUAGCCUAUACUGAAAUAACAUACAGUAAACAUCCCUGAUGCAGGAUAGUGCCUAACGCAUGGAAAUAAAAUGAAUUAAAAUUAUUAUUCUAAGUACAUUUGUGUGCAUUCAGUGGUGCUGGUCCAGUUUGCAAUGAGCAUUUGCCAUACCAAGAAUGAUUCUGUCUUGCAUAUGACUGUAAUCCCAUGAUAAGAUUCUCUCAUUAUAACAAAUGUCACUCUUCAUCACAUGACUAAAACUGGUGAAGCUAAAAUAUUGUAUAUUUUUCAUUGGAAAUUAAAAAUUAUCCAAGCUGAUCUCAGGCACAGUCCUAUUCCAUAGGAGCUUACACAGAUUAUAGCUUUGUUCUUGAUCAUUUUUGCUGCCAAUAUGGUAAGUCGAAGGUCAUAUUUACAAAAUUUAAGGGACCUAAUUCUGUCACAAUUUGAGAAGAGAUAUUGCAUCUUAAUCAAAUAUUUAUAACUUCGAAGUACAAUGCGCAAUUCAUAUGAUAUCUACACUUUCCUCCAUUGAUGCUUUCAUUUGACCAGUUCUGAUCUGUAUUUCAACCAAUUUAGCAGUUUGCAAAGUGGACCCAACCAGGUUUUAAAA